Messenger RNA from Oryza sativa Japonica Group (Japanese rice), 929 nucleotides. Its product is annotated as eukaryotic translation initiation factor 5A-4. Gene Ontology annotation, biological process: positive regulation of translational termination; positive regulation of translational elongation; translational elongation. The record is from RefSeq and is a predicted model, not a curated record. Lineage: Eukaryota; Viridiplantae; Streptophyta; Magnoliopsida; Poales; Poaceae. Gene Ontology annotation, molecular function: RNA binding; translation elongation factor activity; ribosome binding.
CUGGGCCACUUUGGGCCUUGACACUCUAGGCGGACUAGUGCAACAUAUGCCCCGGCCCAUUUACACCGCCCCGCGAUAAAAACUGGGUGAGGGCGACCAAGAACCCUAGGCUGUCGCGGAUCCAUCCCAUCCCAUCUCUUCCUCGUCUCCCACUCCUCCGGAUUCUUUCUGUUCUUGGUUGAUUGCCGGAGAUGUCGGAUUCGGAGGAGCAUCACUUCGAGUCCAAGGCCGACGCCGGCGCCUCCAAGACCUACCCACAGCAGGCCGGCACCAUCCGGAAGAACGGAUAUAUUGUCAUUAAGAACCGCCCCUGCAAGGUGGUUGAGGUCUCUACUUCCAAGACUGGGAAGCAUGGUCACGCCAAAUGCCACUUUGUUGGUAUUGACAUUUUCAAUGGAAAGAAGCUUGAAGAUAUUGUCCCCUCAUCCCACAACUGUGACGUUCCUCAUGUUGAUCGUACUGAUUACCAGCUGAUUGACAUUUCGGAAGAUGGAUUUGUGAGCCUUUUGACUGAGAGCGGCAACACUAAGGAUGACUUGAGGCUUCCCACUGAUGAUACUCUGACUAACCAGAUCAAGAACGGGUUUGGUGAAGAAGGCAAGGAUAUGAUCUUGACUGUGAUGUCCGCCAUGGGUGAAGAACAGAUCUGUGCCGUCAAGGAGAUUGGGGCCAAAAACUAAGCGGCUUUGCUCGAUUGCCUGCCUGCCUACGAUACUUUGCUAUCUUAGUGUUGAGAGCUGAGACACAUAAAUAGAAGUUUUUUUUAUGCUACCUGUGGAUGAAAUGACGAUCAAAACCUUCAUCGAUUUUAUGUUACACUGGAUGGUCAUGAGAUACUUGUUAAUGCUUUUCAUUAUCAGUUUCAAGUAUCCUUUGAAUCGAGUGGCAGCUGUAAUUCGUAUAGUAAAAGUGGGAAAUCCAUUCUGCUA